Messenger RNA from Micromonas pusilla CCMP1545, 1193 nucleotides. RefSeq lists its product as uncharacterized. The record is from RefSeq and is a predicted model, not a curated record. Lineage: Eukaryota; Viridiplantae; Chlorophyta; Mamiellophyceae; Mamiellales; Mamiellaceae. The coding region runs from base 1 to 1128 and encodes 375 amino acids. The transcript has 2 exons.
AUGGCGCUGCGUCCGGUCCAGCGGAUCAAGAACCGCCCGGUCACGACCAAGCUGUGCCUGUGCGUCCUCUUGAGCAUCUUCUCGUUCACGCUGUAUCGGCACGAGACCUCGCGCGCGCGCGCCAUCGCGGACGCCGGCGUCGGCGUCGCGGCCGCGCGCGCGGCGGCGACGACGGCGGGAAGCGCGCGAGGCGGCGCGAGCGCGCGCGCGCGGGCGAUCGCGGCGCUCGUGAAGGCGCACGGCGUCGAGCGCGUGGAGGAGACGAUCGCCGCGACGCGCGCGAGCGGCGACGGCGACGACGCCGGCGCCGACGACGACGACGCGAAGACCACCACCGCGAAGACCGCGACGCCGACGAACGCGACGCGACGCGUCCCCGCCGCGGUCGCCGUCGAGAAGACCGAGACGCCGUCGAUCGAACGCGCGCCGCUCGCCGGUCGAACGCGCUUCGUCGACCCGCUCAACGCGGUCUCGACGCCGUCGCCCGCGCGCAUUCGCGCGUGCGGCUCUCCAGCAUCGGACGCCUACUCUUCAGUCAACGCGUCGUGCCUCCUCUCGUCCCCGACGGCGACGUCCUUCGACGCCACGCCCUCCGCGCGCCGCGCGCUCAUCGCGUGGAUCGAGCCCCGCGCGUCGUACGACGGCCUCGCCGUGCGCUGGGGGUUGGGGCACACCGUGCAGAGCGCGGAGGCGUGCGCGGAGGCGUGUCGCGAGCACGAGCCAGGAAAAGCCGGAGCGGAGGUGGCGUCGUUGCCGUGCAACGCGUUCGCGUACUGCCCGAUGGAGACGCCCCGAGCACAAAACCUAAACGAUACUAUGAAACCUAAAGGUGGUGGUAAAGGCGAUCAUGGGGGGUGCUUCGAGCCGGACGCGCACGAGCACGCGCCCGGGGAUUGCUGGCUGAAGUUCACGGAGGCGCCGGAGGCGGUGGAGGUGAAUCAGGCGCGUAGACGGGGCGCCAACGCCGGGCGCGGGUUCGAAAGGAAACGCCCCGGCGGCGGCGGCGGCGUGAGCUACCGCGAGCGGCACCCCGCGUCGCCGAAGCUGGUGGACUGGACGAGCGGGGUGCUGCUUCCGGAGGGGUGGGUCCCGUCGAACGGGACGUUAGGACCGCGCGCGACGUGGUGAGCGAGGAGUCUCGGCGCCGACAUAUAGUCUAGACAUUUUUUGGUACUCCAGUCCGAGAACGCGAG